CCGUAUGAACUUUAUACGCACAUCUGCGACAACACAACGGAGGAGAAGAAAACAUGGAGCUGUUUGUGAUUUCACCUCAUUUGAGAUUUACUAAUGUAACUAUCGCUGCGGGCUCGACUGUCAGUAAUCUGAUCGAUCAUUUCACCUCUAAAGAGGGAGCCUCUUUCACAGAUUUCUACGUGAAGAGUAAUGGCCGCAUAUUUCACAGUAAUGAUUUGCUUCAGACUGGAGUGCUGUACCGUGUGGAGCCUCGGUUAUAUGGGGGAAAAGGAGGAUUUGGCUCUAUGUUAAGGGCCCUCGGUGCACAAAUUGAAAAGACCACCAACCGUGAGGCUUGCAGGGAUCUGAGUGGAAGGAGACUGCGAGAUGUUAACCACGAGAAAGAAAUGGCAGAGUGGUUGAAAAAGCAGGCGGACCGUGAGGCAGAGAAGGAGCAGCGUCGUUUGGAGCGAAUUCAGAGGAAACUGGCCGAGCCGAAACAUUAUUUCACUGACACGAAUUACGAGCAGCAGUGCCACGACCUCUCAGAGAGACUGGAGGACUCCGUACUGAAAGGCAUGCAGGCUUCUACUAGUGGGCUCGUGCAGGCAGACGAGGGGCCAAGCCGCAAGCGUCCGACUCCGACCAACAAGCAAAAGAAAGCAAAAAGGAAAUGUUUCUGGACUGGCGUUGGGGGACUGGAUGAGAUGGGUAGCUCCGGUGAAGGCAGUGAUGACAGUGACAGCGAAACAUCUCCCUCUUCCUCUGGAGCUUCCUGUAGUUCUGAUGUACCCAAACCAGCUUUACUGCCUUCCACGUGCAGGAGUCAGCACAGAACUGAACCUCAGGACCAGCCAAGCAGCACCAGCAGCUCCUCCUCAUGUCUUGCACCCUGCACCCCAACAGACAGCCAUGGGACAGAGGAGGUAGAGAGGGAGGCAGAGAAGGAAUAUACUCCGAGCAGGAGCACUGAAGAGGAGAAAGUACAAAUGCCAAACCCAGAAGCACAAAACUGCCCAGCUGAGAGCAGUCAGACACAGGAACUGGUGGAGGGUCCAUUGGAUUUGCUCUCUGUGAGUGGGGUGGAGCAGCUGGAGUCUCUGGGUCUGGAGAGGCUGAAGAACGAGCUGAUGGAGCGAGGGAUGAAGUGUGGAGGAACACUGCAGGAGCGUGCUGCUCGUCUUUUCUCCGUCAAAGGACUGAUUCCAGAUCAGAUUGAUCCUGCGCUCUUAGCCAAACCCAGCAAGGGCAAGAAGAAAUAACUUGCUUCUGAACCACAGAAUUAUUUUUUUCCCAUUUCUGUUCUGCUUUCUUUAUAUUUGGCACAUCUUAAUUUAUUAUUAUUAUUUUUAAGAUAUGUAAUAUGGGGGGAGUGGAAUUAACACCUAAUUACACAAAUUUUGGGGGGGAAAGAUGGUGUGUGCUAGAAUUUGAAUUCAUGACAUCAGCAUUUAUUUCAGCUGCUUGAACUGUCAUGUUGUUUUUUACUCUUAAGUCUCAUUUAAGACCUUAUCACUUUUUGUUUGUUUUUCUUUUCUUUAUAAUUUCAUUAGUAAAACGGUAACAACAUGCGAGACUCAGGCUAACCUUUUUUUGAUAUGCACAAUUUCUUUAUGGUUGCAUAGUUUAAAUAACUAUUUUGAUUCAUACAGUCAAUAACAGUUUCAUAGAGAAAGUUAUGCAACAACUGUGCAAGAGGAACUGGCUGUUUUACAUCUGACAGGUUCACAUUGCAUAAUGUCUGAAUUUUAUGUGUGAUCAUGUAUUUCACUCUCUGUUUUAUGGUUGAGUAAAAAAUGUAUUGCGUUA
Messenger RNA from Myxocyprinus asiaticus (Chinese sucker), 1788 nucleotides. Its product is annotated as replication stress response regulator SDE2-like. Gene Ontology annotation, cellular component: nucleus. NCBI's taxonomy places the organism in Eukaryota, Metazoa, Chordata, Actinopteri, Cypriniformes, Catostomidae. The record is from RefSeq and is a predicted model, not a curated record. The coding region runs from base 54 to 1241 and encodes 395 amino acids. The transcript has 7 exons.